AUGGCCGCGCUCCCGCUGCUGCUGCUCGUGCUCUGGACCUGCGGGCACGCCAAGAGCGCGUUCCCUCUGCGACCUUCCUACAGCCUGUACACCGGCGGGCACGCGCACGGAACGCGCGCAGCAAGCAGACACAGGAACUGGUGUGCAUUCGUAGUGACAAAGACGGUGAGUUGUGUCGUCGAAGACGGAGUGGAAACCUACGUGAAGCCGGAUUAUCAUCCCUGCAGCUGGGGGAGUGGACAGUGCAGCCGGGUGGUGGUGUACCGGACUUACAUGCGCCCGCGGUACAAAGUCGCCUACAAAAUGGUGACGGAGAUGGAGUGGAAGUGUUGCCACGGUUACAGCGGAGAGGACUGCACUGAUGGUCCUGCAGGAACCCAGAUGACCUCAAGACCAGGACCAGGACCAGGGACAAGCUAUGGACCGGGGGAAGGAGGCGGUCAGAGUGGAAGCUAUGGGGGAGGUAGUUCUGGAUCAGGGGGAAACAGCAGAAGAGUAGAGAAUGAAAAUAUGAGGCAGCUGGAGGAGAAAAUCCAAAGUCUGACGAAGAACCUGCAUGACCUUCAGUCCACCCUGAACACCAUGAAUGACCGCUUCCAGCAGGAGGUCACCAAACCGGGCUUCGGUGGAGGAGGAGAGGCCUCCUCAGGGGGAAGAAACCCGGCCGAUGCUGCUCAGCCAGAGAUUAAAGACACGAUUCACAGCAUCCAGACCAAACUGGACCAACUAGACAACCGCACACAGGCCCAUGAUAAAACCCUGGUCAGCAUCAACAACCACCUGGUGAAUGGGAAAGGGAAUGAGUUAGAUGGAGGUGUGUCUGGAGGAGGACUGAGUGGAGGGAAGCUGAACUCCCUGAAGGAGGAGAUCCUGAGGGAGUUGGAGAGGAGAGUGUCGCUGUCUUGUUCCUCCUGCCAGGCCGGAGUGGAGGAUCUGCGCAGACAGCAGCAGGAGGACCAGGAGAGGAUUCGAGCUUUGGAGAAGCAGCUGAAUGCCAUGGAUGUUCGGUAUCAGCAGAACUUGGACGGACUGCGGCGGGAGGUGGUGCGUUCACAGGGAUGCUGCGACACCAUCAGUGACCUCCAAAACCGCAUCACUGAUGCUGAACGCAAGAUCACCUCUGCCUCGGAGAACUUUGAUGAUCUACUGAACCAUGUGGACAAGGGGCUGAGUGGAGCCAACGGGUCGAGGGGCGGAGGUUUGGCCAGCGGCGGUGGAAAUGGUGGACAGAGGAGGGAUGGGUUGGUGAUGCAGGAUGGCCUGGAUGAUCGGCUGAAGGACCUGGAGCAGCGCAUCAACCACACGGUGCAGCAAACUGAGCAGAGCUGUUCGUACCUGGAGAAUGACCUGAAGGACUACUUCCACAGAGAACUGGGGGACCUGAGGACCGUGUUCCUGGACCGGUUCGAUGAUCAGGCCUUUAGGAUCGCAGACGUAGAGAUGGAAGUGGAGCAGGUCAAGACGAAGGUGAGCAACCAGGACAAGAGGCUGUCAGAGCUGGAAAACAACACCGCUGUCAUUAAGCAGAGGUUGGAGGAAUGUAGCUGUGGAGGGUCAGAAGGAGGAGGAGAAAGACGAGGAGAUGGAGGUGGAAGAUGGGGGCCAGGAGGAGGAGGAGCUACAGGAGGAGGAGGAGCUACAGGAGGAGGAGGAGCUACAGGGGGAGCCACAGGAGGAGCUACUGGAGGAGGAGGAGCUACUGGAGGAGGAGGAGCUACAGGCGGAGCUACAGGAGGAGCUACUGGAGGAGGAGGAUCUACAGGAGGAGCUACAGGAGGAGGAGGAACUACAGCAGAUUUAGGGGGGCGGACUACAGGAGGAAGAGGAGGGGCUAAAGGAGAUAGAGAGGGAGCCAUUGAUGGAGGAGGGGCUAUCUGGGAAGGGGGUGGGACUACAGGGGGAGUGGGUGGGGGACAUUGGGGAGGAGGAAGCAGGGGAGGUACAGGGGGAUGGUUACCUGGGACAGGAGGAGAAAGAGAAAAUACAACAGAGAAAUCUCUGGAAUGGAGAGUGGUGGCCAACGAGGAUCAGAUUCGACAUUUCAACACUCAACUCAAAGACCUGUCGGUGUCCGGAGACUCUCUGUACGACAAGGUAGUUGACCUGAGCCACGACGUCCGUAAGAUCAAGGCUCUGACUGGAGACCACGGAGAACACUUUAACCGGAUUGUGACGGAGGUGGAGAUGUUGGGGCAUGACUGCGAUUUGUGCAGGAAAGUGGAGGACAAGCUGCGGACACUGAAGAAUAUUUCCCAGGAUGCACUGGGGCGCAUGCAGAGCCACAUCAACAGGAUCCAGAUCAGGCUGGACUCGGAGGGAGACGGCUCAAACCUACAGGACGAAGUCCGUCAGCUGCGAGAUGAUGUCAGGAGGUGCAUGGGCCAGCGCAAGACCAGUCCGGACACAUCGACAGGUGGUGGUACUGGUGGUACUGAUGGACACGGCCCCAGGUUGGACGCUGAGAAGCCUUUGGACGGCCAUAGUGUGAUUGGAGGCUCCAUCAACAACAACCAGCUGAAGACGCUGCAGGGCGAACUGUCCGAGGUCAUCCUCACCUUCAGCUCCAUCAAUGACACCUUGAAGGGUCUUGAACACACGGUGCAGAAACACGGCAGCGUUAUCACUGACCUCGGGAACACCAAGGACAAGAUCAUCUCUGAGCUGGACAAAAUCCAGCAGGAGGUUACGGAGCACAUGGAGGAGAGCCGAGACCGUCUGGAUAAGAUGGACCGGGAUGUCCGGCGGUUCGAGAGCACGCUGCUGGUGGAGAUGGGAGACUGUAAGAGGUCUGGAGAUGGGCUGGAGAAGAGGCUGUCGAAGCUGGAGGGAGUCUGUGGGAGGCUGGACGGCGUUUCUGAUUCCAUCCACAAGAUCAAGGAAGGACUGAGCCGACACGUGUCAAGUUUGUGGACGUGUGUUUCUGGUUUGAAUGAGUCGGUUGUCCAUCAUGGAGGAAUCCUGGACUUUAUUCAGAGGAACCAGGAUGAUGUUCACAGCAGGAUGAAGAACCUGAACUCCAGCCUGAACCAGGCCUUUAAAGAGCUGCAGAGUUUCUCCGACCAUGGCCUGACAGGCCCCGCUCUGCUCCACAGAGGCCUGCCUGGACCUCCAGGACCCCCUGGAGAGAGGGGCUUCAAUGGACUCCCGGGCCCCAGAGGGCCCCCUGGACGACCAGGAGACAGUGGUGCCCGAGGCCUGCCAGGUCCUAAAGGUGAAACAGGUCUUCCUGGGGUUGAUGCUCAUGUUCCCAGACUGUCGUUUUCUGCUGCCCUCACCAUCCCCAUGGACAGAGCAGGAACCAUUGUCUUUGACAAGAUCUUUGUCAACCAAGGAGACUUUUAUGACCCAAAAACAGGUAUUUUCACCGCCCCAGUAGACGGACAUUACUUCUUUAGUGCCAUCCUCACGGGUCACAAGAACGAAAAGAUUGAAGCUGUCCUGUCAAAGUCGAACUACGGCAUGGCCCGGGUGGACUCAGGAGGCUACCAGCCUGAAGGCCUUGAGAACAACCCUGUGGCCGAGGCUAAGAUCACUCCGGGCUCUCUGGCUGUCUUCAGCAUCAUCCUACCUCUACAGACUCGAGACACGGUGUGCAUCGACCUGGUGAUGGGCAAACUGGCCCACUCUGUGGAGCCCCUCACCGUCUUCAAUGGCAUGCUGCUGUACGAAGACAUGUGACGCUCCAUAGCAACGUCUGAGAAACAUAGAGGCCAGAGAAUCUAACAACGCGGUUUAAGGUUCAUGACCAACUCACAGGAGGUGGGCCAAUAAACUAUGAUGUCACUUCAUCAUUCAGGAAUGAUCCAGUGACAAAAAGAUUUAUUCCUUCAUAUACUACACUGUCUGCACAGCGGCCUGCUGGACUUGUUUUUCUGAGGAGGCUGCAGGUCUUUUCCUGUGUGGAGCCUUUAAAUGUGGUCACAUGAUCUGAUGUCAGGGCAGCACCGUGAGAACCAAUGAUCAGCUGAUGCCUGCCAGACCUGCUUUGUUUAAACAGCCUGUGAAAUCACGCAAACUCUUGUAGUGGAGAAUUUCAGUGUGAAAGUCUAAAGGGCUGUUAGCGCCCUCUAAAGGCUGCAGAGGUCAUUACACAACAAUGAACAAUCCUAAUGAUUUCUAUACUAUUAGAUCAUUUUCAUCUCUCUAUCCAAGGGUGGUGCUACACAAAAGUUUGUAGAUUAUUCAAAUUUAAAAGCAGAAAUGAUAUCAGGGCAUUUCUUGAUGUUUAGAUAUCUGUUAUUGAUCAUUUCAGAGAGAAGAGAGAAGAGUUUCAGAUCAUAACAGUUGUCUUGUAUAAAGUCUGGGUCCCCCUUCUGGGCUUUUCAUCAAGUGUUAAUGCACUGUUUUGAUUUAUUUCAUGACCUUAAAUAUAGAAGAUUAAACAGUAUUUAGUUAGUACUUAUCUCCCCCAUCCAUUCUUCCCCCAGUCUGUGCAGUUUUUCUGCUGCUACACAAAUCAGAAUAUUUCACUGACAUGCUGAACAGUUGGUGAACUGUUCCUUUCAUUUUACUGCCUUUGGUGGUUAUGGCCACAGAGCUCAUUUUGAACUUCACCCAUCUCCAGAACCACUCCGUCUUAUCCAGAUGUUACUCUGCAGACUUUAGAUGUUCUGUGUGUGAUGAAGAGGCAGGUUAUUUCUGCAUCAGUCACCACCACUAUUGUCAGCUGAACCUUCCUGCAGCUCUUGCAGUCAGGCAGGCUUCGCUUUGUCUUUCUGUCCCAUUGUUUAAACUGAAUGUUUUCUAGGCAUCAUGAGUUACCUUCAUUUUCUGAGUUAUUGAGUGGAGCCAGUGGAAUUUAUGAUCAGUUGAAAUUUUGUAAUGAUUUUUGACUUUCAAGUCUGAACAAAUCAGGCCUCAUGAGUUCAUGAAGUUUGUGAGACCAGCUGUUAUUCUCUGACUGUUGGAUGUUCAGAUAUCCGUGAAUAAAUAUGUUGGAAUAUGUGACUGUGGACCAAAGCAUUGGACGGACAGCUCAUUGCCAACCUUUACCUUGUAGAUCAGAUGUUGCCAUGGCAACACGUGACACUGUGACUUGAAAUCAGUUGAGAAACAAAGAAAGCUUUUUGCUCUUCAGCUUUCUACAAACAGUCUGUUUAUGACGGGCAUGAGUUCACAUCAUGAAUGUUUUUCCAUUAAGCUGCACCUUUACUUGCUUUAUUGGGGUUUUUACGUUCUACCAAGUUUUAAUUCAUGACUGCAAAUUGUCACAUUAAUGGAGAAAUGUUAAAAGACAAGUCAGACAGCACUCCAUAUUUUCUUACUGUCAGUGAAAUCCAUUAAAAGACCAAUGUUGGAAGAAAUAUUUAGACACACUAAGUAAUACAACCAUGCUGUAAAAAUCCCGAGUUACAGUGACAAAUGCCUGCAAAUGAACCUCUGCCACAGAGGAAUGAGUGAUGAUCCCCACAACACCCAUUAGCAGCUAGUAGAGUCAGUUUGAGUCUAAUCGUGGGUUUUGAUGACAAAAAGAAAUAUUCAGUCUUGUCAGUCUUGUUUAUGACUAACAUUAAGCACACAUGGUGGAGAAGGAUGGACAACACACACAGUCAGAUGUUUCAUCUGAUGAUGUGUUUGCUUUGAGGAUAACUGUGAUUAUUAUGACAACUGCCUGAGAAGGACUUAUGAAUCUAGUAUUUAAGUGUUUUCAUAGCAUAUCAGUAACACAUUCAACAGCUCCAUCUAUCUCUAUCUGUCAUGAGUCACUGAAUGUGCUGCAAGGAUGUGUAAUGGUUUCACAUCAGGAGCCUUUUGUCACAACUGUCUACAGAUGAACCUAUGAACUUGUGGUAACAAAUAUUUCUCACACUUAUACUCUAUCAUUAACACUGAGAAAAGAGAUGUGAUGGGCAGUCCUUCUUCCUCAGUGGAUUAAGAAACUACUCUGUAACAGGCAUCUCUCAUGUAAACCUGUUGCUCACACUUUUGUAUUGAUAACUAAUUUUCACUGUAAUUAAAGAAAAACAAAAGUCAAAUCCU
Messenger RNA from Amphiprion ocellaris (clown anemonefish), 5979 nucleotides. Its product is annotated as EMILIN-1-like. The transcript is spliced from 15 exons. Bases 1 to 3678 code for a protein of 1225 amino acids. The record is from RefSeq and is a predicted model, not a curated record. NCBI's taxonomy places the organism in Eukaryota, Metazoa, Chordata, Actinopteri, Pomacentridae. Gene Ontology annotation, molecular function: protein binding.